AACCCUUUUCACCUCUGAAAAUUUUAAUGGCCAAAAUCUUUUACGGGAAUCUCUGUUUCCAGAGCCAGAACCUUGACCAUCAUUGCCAAUUCCAAUAGUGUGUGUAAUAUUUUCCUCUAUAAAAACCACCCCACACCCACAUAAGACCCUUACAUCUGCCUAGGUUAUCUCUCAAUCCUAUUCUUUACCUUAAAACUUUCCAAAAUUGUUUUCCAUGUUGUCUAAAUUCCAACCCACUGAGAACAUCACCACCAACAACAACACCAACAACAACAACAACAACUAUGUAGAUGAAGAACAAGAAGUCCCAGAAACCAAUAACCUUGUGACAAGCCACCUCUACAUAAAGCCUACAGACUCGACCCAAACCCUGGACAAAGAAGUGGUUCUCCGACGUAUUCGACAACGCAAGCGUGUGAACAAGUGGAAGGCCAUGGUUCAAGCACUGGUUAGCUCUGCCUUCUCGGCAAAACCUGAGAAGGCUGUCUCGGUCCAUGGGAAGAAGUGGAUUGACGAUGCUUUUGCUGCACCAUAAAGUACUGAUGUAUGUAGGUACAUACAUAUAUGUUAUCUAAAUAAUUGUAUUUAUCUGGUGCUCGACUCUGUUUGUAGUUGUAUAGGAAAUUUUCCCUCCUAGAGCUUUAG
Quercus lobata is the source of this 645-nucleotide messenger RNA. RefSeq lists its product as uncharacterized. The record is from RefSeq and is a predicted model, not a curated record. The transcript has a single exon. The coding region runs from base 215 to 535 and encodes 106 amino acids. NCBI's taxonomy places the organism in Eukaryota, Viridiplantae, Streptophyta, Magnoliopsida, Fagales, Fagaceae.